Harmonia axyridis is the source of this 1665-nucleotide messenger RNA. RefSeq names its product D-2-hydroxyglutarate dehydrogenase, mitochondrial-like. Lineage: Eukaryota; Metazoa; Arthropoda; Insecta; Coleoptera; Coccinellidae. The transcript is spliced from 8 exons. The coding region runs from base 99 to 1610 and encodes 503 amino acids. Gene Ontology annotation, cellular component: mitochondrion. The record is from RefSeq and is a predicted model, not a curated record. Gene Ontology annotation, molecular function: catalytic activity; FAD binding.
UGUAUAGAUAUCAGAGCAUUCACUUACUUCCAAAAUAACAUCCAACAACUUAUGGAAGUACACAUACGUAAGAACUAAAACAUUAAAGGAAAAUCAAGAUGAGGAAAAGAAUAUUCAACAAUUUCAAAACCUUACUAUCUAGUGCCUCCAAUAAUAUUUUCCAUGUCAAUAAGUUACAUUCUUAUCCAAAUUUCACUAAGAACGUGUACCAAGUAAACAGAGGACCCUACAAGAGUUUAGAAGAACAUCAUUUAACCUUUUUCAGGGACGUAUUAGGUGAAAAUGGUAUGAUAGUGGAUCUGUGCGAUUUGGAAAAAUAUAACGUCGAUUUCACAAAACAGUUAAGAGGAUGCAGUACGCUGGUAUUGAGACCAACAACAACACAACAGAUAUCCAAAAUUUUAUCGUUCUGCAACCACAACCAUUUGGCUGUAUGCACUCAAGGUGGCAAUACAGGAAUAUGUGGAGGUGCUACGCCAGUUUUUGACGAAGUUAUUCUUUCAACAGAGCUAAUGAACAAAGUCAUACAUUUGGAUGAGCUGUCUGGAGUUUUAACUUGUGAGGCAGGAUGUGUGUUGCAACAACUAAAUGAUUUUCUUGUUGAAAGAGAUCUGAUGAUGCCCAUUGAUCUAGGUGCUAAAGGAUCUUGUCAGAUUGGGGGAAAUUUGUCUACAAAUGCAGGAGGUAUCAGAUUAUAUAGGUACGGCAAUCUUCAUGGCAAUGUUCUUGGGCUCGAAGUUGUCAAAGCAGAUGGCGAAGUGCUUGAUUGUAUGAAUACUCUUAAGAAAGAUAACACAGGUUAUCAUCUUCAACACUUGUUCAUUGGUUCUGAAGGCACCCUAGGAAUCAUAACAAAAGUUGCAAUCCAGUGUGCACCAAAACCAAAGUCAGUACAUCUUUUGUUUUUAGGUGCACAAAACUUCACAAAGGUCCUGAAGGCCUACAAGAAGGCCAGAUAUGACCUGGGUGAAAUUAUUUCUGCUGUUGAGUGUAUGGACCACCAAACCAUGGAACUGGUUGAGGAACACAGUGAAUUAUCAUCUCCAAUAGGACCCUACCCAUUUUAUCUCAUUAUUGAGACUUCUGGUAGUGAAUCUGUCCACGAUCAAAAAAAGCUUGAAGGCUACUUCAAUGGAUGCAUGGACAAGCAUUUCAUAUUGAAUGGUGUGGUUGCUACAUCUGCGGCGCAAAGAGAAAAAUUGUGGUCCAUACGUGAAGGGAUUGCCCAUAGUAUGUACCAAGAUGGCUAUGUUUUUUCUUACGACAUUUCGUUACCAUUUUCAAGUUACUAUGACUUUGUAACAGAAAUGAGGGAGUAUAUGGGAAAGAAAGCACACAGAGUUUUUGGUUUUGGCCAUUUAGGUGAUGGAAACAUCCAUCUGCAGAUUUCCAUUAAAGAGUUCUCAAAUGAAAUUUUGAAUUAUAUUGAACCUCAUAUUUAUAAUAGAGUUGAUGAGUUACAUGGAAGUAUUAGUGCUGAACAUGGAAUUGGAUUUUUGAAGAGGAAAUAUUUGCCGAAGAUUAAGUCAAGUGAGAAUUUAUCUACGAUGAGAAAGUUGAAGAUGUUGAUGGAUCCUAAAGGAAUAUUAAAUCCUUAUAAAGUGUUGUGAAUCGAUAAGAAUUUGAUUGGAUCUUGCUGUAAAUAAAGAGAUUGUAUGAUAUGAA